Molecule: messenger RNA, 1302 nt
Organism: Gadus macrocephalus (Pacific cod)
Lineage: Eukaryota; Metazoa; Chordata; Actinopteri; Gadiformes; Gadidae
Product: caspase-6-like
Exons: 8
Coding region: 92-955 (287 amino acids)
Biological process (GO): apoptotic process; proteolysis
Cellular component (GO): cytoplasm
Source: RefSeq, a predicted model, not a curated record
GGGAGGGAACUUUAAUUAUUCAUCCGCGAUUCCGCGUUUACACAGUCACAUUUACAGCUCUGUCUUGUGUGCUGAUCACUUGCCUACGACCAUGUCCAAAGUGGAAAAGGAUCCGGGUAGAGCAGAUGUUGGUUCAGAAAGCAAAACGGCAACCGACCAUGGAGUGGAUGCCCUUACUGGCAGUGACUUCACUCUGGGGGAGUACAAGAUGAACCACAAGAGUCGCGGCAUGGCACUCAUCUUCAACCAGGAGACCUUCCUUCGUAAGAAGACUCGUUCUGGGACCAACAUUGACCGCAACAAUCUGGAGAUAAGAUUUAAAGAGUUAAACUUUGAUGUCACAGUCCAUCAGGAUCUGAGGAGGGUUGACAUUCUGGCCAAGAUUAAAGAAGCGGCGCUGGAUGACCACAACGUGAACGCGGACUGCUUCGUGUGUGUCUUCCUGAGUCAUGGUGAGAAAGACAAGGUGUGUGCGCACGAUGAAGACAUCAGCAUCGACGAAGUUACCGCCUUGUUCAAAGGAGACAAGUGCAGAAACCUCGUCGGGAAGCCUAAGAUCUUUAUACUACAGGCCUGCCGUGGGCGUGAGUACGACCCCCCUGUGACUGGCAUGGCCGGGGACAGUGACGAAGAGGAGCACCAGGUGGUGGCGGACGCUGGUGUAUUCCACACACUGCCUGCUGGUGCUGACUUCCUCAUGUGCUACUCUGUGGCCAAAGGGUAUUUUUCCUUUAGGGAUCCCUCCUUUGGCUCCUGGUACAUCCAGGACCUCUGCGAGACCCUGAAGGGUUGCGGAAAUACCCUGGAGUUCACAGAGCUGCUGACCCUGGUGAACAGUAAGGUGGCCAAGCGUUCCGUUCCGAAAUGCAGAGACAAAGAGCUCAAAGGAAAGAAGCAGAUUCCCUGCUUUGCUUCCAUGCUCACCAAGAAGCUCUACUUCCGACCAAAAAAGUAGUAUCAGAUCGAUAAUCUCAAAUCGGUUCUGUGAUUGUAUAGCCCGGCUUUUGAUAAUGUUCACAGAUGAUUUAUUUUUUGAAAGGGUUGUAGGUGAAUGGGAUUUUAUAUCCUGCCUGAAUCAUUCCCAUCAUUUGUAACUGAUGUGUUGGCUAAAUGGACAAUGUACCAUCAUAUGGAAGUCAUAAAGUUUCAUAGCGAGUAAUCAGUACACAGCUUCAAGUUUUAUAAUAAUGUUUAUCAAUGGUGUAUAAAACAACUCAGGAUCCAUGUUUACCAUCUGCUAGCACGACGUACCUGUAUAAAUGCAUGGUUCCUGUCUUUGAAAUAAAACCUUAUGUUCGAUCA